This is a messenger RNA of Penicillium subrubescens, 921 nucleotides long. Its product is annotated as RTA1 domain-containing protein. The transcript has 4 exons. The annotation marks the transcript as partial. Lineage: Eukaryota; Fungi; Ascomycota; Eurotiomycetes; Eurotiales; Aspergillaceae. Gene Ontology annotation, cellular component: fungal-type vacuole; plasma membrane. The record is from RefSeq and is a predicted model, not a curated record.
AUGCUCGUCAACCGCUCCACCCCUGACUGUACAGAGGUAACCCCCGAUUGUCCCGUAUCAGGGUCCAUCUACGGUUACGCCCCCAACAUCGCAGCAAGCUAUGCAUUCGCCAUAAGCUUCGGGCUCUGUGCCCUAAUACAAUUCAUCCAAAUGCUCAAAUGGCGCAUGUGGUCCUUCGGUAUAGCAGUUAUUCUCGGUGCUAUAUCGGAAGUCAUCGGCUACAUCGGCCGCAUAAUUCUCCACUCCAACGCCUACUCCUCCGCCGGUUUCGAGACCCAAAUCUGCACCCUAACAAUGGCCCCCGCAUUCUGGUCCGCCGCAAUCUACCUAACCCUAAAGCACGAAGUAAACGUGCUAGGCCCAAAAUUCUCGCCACUCAAGGCGAAAUGGUACCCCUACAUCUUCGUGACCUGCGAUCUUAUCUCGUUGUCCUUGCAAGGUGCGGGCGGUGGACUCGCGGCUACGGCGACGACUAGCCAGGGCAGUGCGAUUGGAAGUAAUGUUAUGAUGGCGGGAAUUGUGUGGCAGGUCGCUACGUUGUCAGUUUUUGGGGGUCUUUCGGUGUUGUUUUUUUUGAGGGUUAAGAGGACGCCGAAGUAUCAGCUUGAGGGGGAGGCGAAGAAGGUUUGGGAGAGUCGAAGGUUUUGGGGGUUUUGUGCGGGGAUUGUGGUUUGUUUUAUUAUGACUUUUGUGAGGUGUGUUUAUCGUAUUGCGGAGAUGGCGGGAGGUUGGAGGAAUAAGAUCAUGCAAGAUGAAGUUGGAUUCAUCGUUUUUGAGUCUGCGAUGUGUGCUGUGGCGGUUGCGGUGCUUUGCAUCGCCCAUCCAGGGUAUUGCUUUAAGCAAAUGCGUGGAGAAACACCCAAAUCGACUGUGGAGGAUACUGUUCUUCUGGAGCAAAAGACCGAGUACAACGGCGGCCAU